This is a messenger RNA of Diabrotica virgifera virgifera (western corn rootworm), 357 nucleotides long. RefSeq names its product general transcription factor II-I repeat domain-containing protein 2-like. The record is from RefSeq and is a predicted model, not a curated record. The transcript has a single exon. Bases 1 to 357 code for a protein of 118 amino acids. Lineage: Eukaryota; Metazoa; Arthropoda; Insecta; Coleoptera; Chrysomelidae.
AUGAGUAGUGCCAAAAAACGCAAAAUUUUCGAAGAGAAUCGUACGUCCCAACGAAAAUUGGAAAAUCAAUAUUUCUUCAUCGAAUUAAAAGGCAAACCUCAGUGCAUUAUUUGUUAUCAAGUACUCGCGGUAUCAAAAGAAUACAAUAUUAGUAGGCAUUAUGAAACCCAGCAUAAAACAAAAUACGACAAAUAUCAAGGUGAAGCUCGCAAUACUCUUGUAAAAGAACUUAAAGCUAAAUUGAAUAAACAAAAAUCUCUAUUUACAAAACCGACAGCUGUUCAAUCACCAAGCUUAGCAGCAUCAUAUGAAGUAUGUUUAGAGCUUGUCAAAAGUAAAAAAGCAAAAGUAAAAUAA